Messenger RNA from Lymnaea stagnalis (great pond snail), 2149 nucleotides. The record is from the annotation of a GenBank genome assembly. NCBI's taxonomy places the organism in Eukaryota, Metazoa, Mollusca, Gastropoda, Lymnaeidae.
UAGAGGAUAGGAGUGAAUCUUCAAGAAUGGCAGACAAAUGUAGCAGCAGUAGUGGGAGUGAGAAUGGAGAUUCAAGAAAUUCUAGUUUAUCUAGUGCCAGUGAAGAAGAACGCCUGCGGCGCCUUUUUAAGAGUUGUGAUGCAGAUGGAGAUGGCUAUUUAGAUGGGUACGUGCAAAGUAGACUUAGUAGAUAAUGUCCUUUUUCUAAAGAAUUUCUGAGUUGACCAAGAUAUAGAUAGCAAAAUAAUUAAAUAUGGUGUCUCAUGAUUUUUUCCAGGAUCAGGAAACCUUUUUAGCUAUCACGCUAAAAUAGAUAUGCUUACACAGACGUUAUCCUCUUGAUUUGAAACGAAUAAAAUCAUAGACUAUUAAUAUUCAAAAUAAUUUAUCAAAAUAAUUUUAUUGAAGGAAACAGUUACAAGCAUUAAGAUUAUAAAGUGAAUGUCAUAAAAUAAAUUAAUAAAACUCUAAAAAAAAUUUAGUGACGUAAAAUUAUAUGCGACCAGGCCACUAUCAUAACAUUGGCAAGACAAGAAAUUUGUUUAUGCUAGCUGUCAACUGCUUAGCCACUACUAAUCACAAGUUAUAUACAAUUCUCUACACAAUACACAUGCCAUAUGCAAUGUUAUCAGAACAAACAUUUAGUUACGUCUUAGAAAGGAACAUUAUUUUUAUAUAAGUUUAUUGAGCUCUUAUUAUCUCCAAGAAGUUUUUCCCCAUUUGGAGUACUUUAACCUUUUUUGGAAGUAUAAUUCAAUCAAUAAAUCACCAUACAAAAUUUAAAUUUAAAGGCGAAACAAGAUUAAUAAUGAAUUCAGUCAUUUGUUUGAAAGAAAAAAUAUUAUGACACCCUUAAAAAUGUUUAUAAGGUUUGGAUUUCCAUUACUGCUAAAUAGGAAACAAAAAUCUCGUAUGUUUUUUUAAGUAGCGAGACAAUCCAUAAAUAAAGAUUAAUAAUUAAUUGCUGCAAGCAGAAUGGUCAUUGGAAGAACUCUGUGAAAUUAAAUGUGAAUAACUUAAAUUUCAUAAAAUUAUUUUUGGCUUUCAGCCAAAGAUGAAGUAGUGUACAUUUUUUGUGUUGUGGGAAUUUUAAGAAACAAGCAAUUUCAUUUAAUUAAAAUCCUUAAUUAUAGAGGAUUAUAAAAAAAAAUUAAAAACUAUUAUAUUAAAAUUAUUUUAAAUGCAAAAUAUUUUCACAUUAGUCAGAAAGCUAUUAUUGUUACUUUCUAUGACUAUAGAUGAUCAAAUUUAGAAUAAAAUAUAUUUGCAUUUACAGAGAAGACCUUACAUUCAUGUGCCGUAUGUUGAACAUGGCCGAUUCUGUGGAUGAGGUUCGAUUGCAGCUUGGUCUCACUGACAACACCAAAAUAUCAUUUGAUGACUUUCUCCGGUGCCGCACUCGAGUUAUGCUGGAAUCCUCCAUUCAACACCCUCAACAUAUGGUGUUCCACAGUAUGGCGACAGCGCAGUCGCCAGCCAUGAUGUCAGGAGAAGACACAGGCAUCGAGUCUGAUACCAGUGGCAUGGUGGGAAACAUGUCAUCAAACAAGCUGACAUCCUGGCCCACUCUUAGCAGUGACAGUCUAGGUAAAUGAAUUUACAAUAUACAUCUUUUCUAGUGUGAAUGAAAUAUCUUGAUUGUGGCUUAACUAGAAGUAGGAUUUGAAAAUAACAACAAACUAGAUCUUCUUUUUUAUUAAUGUAAAGUAAGAUCCAAAGUUUAAUGAAGAGAGUGGUGAUUUAGUAGAGAACAAACAAAGCAAGAAUCACUUGAGAUAAAAGUCCUUCUUCAGCAUGUAAAAUAGAACAAAAUAUUCAUAUGCCUUCUCCUUUGCCUUAUUUGAAUCUAGUGGUGCACUGACCAUUGACAAAAUCUAUUCAAAUUUAUCUUUCAUCUGAGCCAUUUUUUCCAGAUCAUUCCACGUCUGUUUCUAUCGCUCUCUCUGUGUGUUCCAACUGAUGCAGAUGUCUACCCACCCUAAAAUGUGUUAAAAUUUAAAUUUUUCUAAAACCUGCUUUUAUCUCUGUCAGGUGCGCUGUCCUAUAACAAACCAGAGAGUGCUGACUAUGACAGUGGGGCCAGGGAUCUGAGUCCUGAGCCUGUCACAAUGAGUUUGACUCAGCUGUUAGAAACACAUGACCCACACAC